Melanotaenia boesemani (Boeseman's rainbowfish) is the source of this 2565-nucleotide messenger RNA. It is a transcript of the gene vimr2, whose product is annotated as vimentin-related 2. The record is from RefSeq and is a predicted model, not a curated record. Gene Ontology annotation, biological process: skeletal muscle organ development. The coding region runs from base 1 to 1161 and encodes 386 amino acids. NCBI's taxonomy places the organism in Eukaryota, Metazoa, Chordata, Actinopteri, Atheriniformes, Melanotaeniidae. The transcript is spliced from 10 exons. Gene Ontology annotation, cellular component: cell-cell junction; sarcolemma; Z disc.
AUGGCGAUGCUUAGAGUGUCUUCUUACCGCAAGCUGUUUGAGGAGAAUAGCUGGAGUCAAACUGGAAGAGCAAGUGUGCGGUGUGCCGGGCAGUACCGGACCUCUGUCAGAAAUGCAGCUGAUGAGUGUGGCUGUGACAAAUUAGACUUUGUAGCUGCAAAGGAUCUAAACAAAGAGGGCGUGAACCGAUAUGUUCAGGAGCGCGCCACCAUCGCAGCACUCAAUGACCGCCUGGUCAGACUUAUUGAGCUGGCCCGUUGGUUUGAGGAGGAGAAUGAGUAUCUUGAAUGUCAGAUCACUGAACUGGAGGAGCAGCUAAAUGGAAAACAGACCUCCAACGUCACCUCCACUGUGGUGGAGCCUGACUUCAGUCUGGAUGCAGUGGUGGAAAGACUGCGCAAGCAGAGGGAUGCGGUUCUGUAUGAUACAGAGGAGCUAAAGAAAGAGCUUGAACAUCUGCAGACAGAAUAUGAGAAAGCUGCACAGCAGAGGGUCCUCAUCCAGCAGGAACGACAAGAUGUUGCUGAGGAAGUGGAUGCAGUGACAGCAGAGUGUUUGGCGCUGAGGGAGCAAGUGGCAAUCUACGGGGAACAGCUGGCCAACAUGGAGGUCCAGCACAAGAUGGAAGUGGAGGGUCUGCUGGAGCCAGAUGAAAGGACUCUUGGAGCAGUGGCUAUUAAAUAUGGCAGCCCUGACAUGACUCCGGCCUUGGAUGUAAAGGAGUACUACUGCCAGCUGGCUGAGAGCCUCCAGUUUGAAUGUGUGUCAUCUGCUGCUGUGACACACAGAAGUAAUGGAAAGAAACUGGAAGUGGGAGGAACUGCAGGGACAACAGCCAAAGACCUCUCAGAGAUAAAGGAUAUGGGUGAGAUGGAGAUGCUGAUUUCAGAGUUACAAAAGGAGAUAGCUGAGCUGGAGAAGUGCAACGAGGAGCUGGAGGACGAGGUUGAAAUGAAGAAAACGGCCUACGUGGAUGAAGUUGCUGAGUUGGAGUGGACUAUAGAUGAAAUGAGGCAGCAAGAGGUUGAUCUUAAAGCACAGAUGAAGGAACAGUGUGACGAUAACAAGGAGCUGCUCAAUGAGAAGAUGGCCAGGGACAUGGAGAUUGCUGCAUACAGGAGUCUAUUGGAGAAAGAGGAUGAGAGGCUGUGCAGCCUGUGACUCAAGCCUGAAGAUUCACACUGGCUGGACGCUCGCUGACACUUGGAUUAGAAAACAGGCUAAAGAGCAACAUGAAAAACAGACCCCUAAUCAGCACUUCAAUGAAGCUUAAGGUACCGAUGCAACAAUUUGAGCAGAUGUAAACUUAUCAUGAUGGAUUAAUGCAGUCUGGAGUCCUAAGCUCAGCUAUUGAUAACAGAUCGCUGGUAGAUGACCUGGAGACUCCAAGAAAGAUGGAACUGUCUGAAACUGGUGGGAGGAUGGGGAUUGUGCAGUGUGUGUAUUCAUUCAGUGUCUGGAAGGGUAUUACCUUAAGUGGGUUUUAUCUUUGCCAGCUCGCUGAUUCAUAAAUGUUUUGUCCCCUCUUUGUCGAACAAGGUUCACACACAAAUGCAGACACGCGAGCUGAACAGUGUGGCUCCGAUGACUCAUUUCACUCUGAUACCACCUCGUUCGUCACUCAAGCUUUGUCUGAUUAACCAGCUCUUAACCUGUGACCCCUUAACCGUUAUCAAAAACACUGACAACCCUCUCCUCAGUCACUAAAAGCAUCUCACCUUCCCUUUGUUUUUACAGUCAUGUGUUCAUGUUGCUUUUGACAGUCAAGUGUGCAGUGCACUGUGUUUGCUUUUCAAAUGGUUCAUGAAGUUGUUUCUCUGCAGUUCUUCCAAUGUGAACACCUGCAUCCGUCUACAAGAAAAGUCUGAGUGAUUCAUUAUUUCCUCUUUGAAAAAAGCACUGUCCCCAUUUGCUGUCUUUUAGAAAUAAGCUUUUUGUAAUACAUUCCUCACUAAUCUUUUCCUUAUUUUCAACACAACAUUUAAGCUGUCUGUGAUAAAUCAUUCCUCCUUCUGCACGAGCAUUAAAAUGUAUUUGGGUUUUAAAUUGAAUAAAAUUUGUCACUUGAGAGAUCACCUCGUGCUGUGUGGCUUCUUCUCUGAAAACCUCCAUUUCAUGAGAACUGCUUGCAAAUCCUUAUGCCUAAAAUUUCCCCCUGUACUGUAACUUUGAGGGGGUGCAGCAUGAUUUAUGUUCACUGAUCCCACUUUCAUUCAUCUCCCAGCUUAAAGUGAGAUUUGAACAUUCCCAGCUAUUAAAGAACUCAAAGGCUUGUUAGCUCUGCCGUGAAGAUGAAAAAUGUUCCUAAUAACAGAUCAGAUAAGAUUAGCCACACUCCGUGAACUUGUGGGGAAUGAAGAGUUAGUCUCAGUACUUGAGCUCAGUGUCUGGCGAAGAGGCUUGGUGGCUGCGGUGACUUGUUUAAUUGUCCCGACAUGAAACAUGGCUGGAUCAGGAAGAAGCUGCUUUGUCUGGUUUUUCACAGUUCAAAAGAGAGGAGCCAGAGGUCUUUUCCAGUUGCUGUGCUCCAUGUCCAACCUCUGGAAAAAGCAUGAUGGAAUCACU